AUGGAUCCAUCGGGCUCCAAGGAGAAAAAGGCAGUUCCACGCUUUGCAAGCUUCAAGCCUCUGCCGACAGCUCCUAGACCAGAUCGACGCCACGACAGCCAGAGUCGCGAUUCUAGCAGGAGGGAUGAGGAACCCAGGCAUCGAUCGAGACACAGGAAUCAUCGUGAACGGGAUGGUUCUCGAGAACGUCGACUGGAGCGAAAGGAGCGAGACCAUGGACGCCGUUCGGAGCCCCGUACACGCGCGAAUGACGCGCAGUCAGAGGCUGUCCCUCUCCCGACGCAGCCCGUGAAGGCCGUGAAGGAAAAGAGGGAUGAAAUCAAGGACGAGCCGGGUUUGUUCUUCAUUGAUCGGAAGGGAGAUAUACACAACAAGAUCUAUGGAACACUGCAUCGGUAUAGUGUUCCUCGGUAUCACCGAUUUGGCCGAGGGUUCAUCUUAGGCCUACCCCGGAGCUAUAGGAUUGAUCGGGAAUCGGUCAAUGAGGACGCCCUGGUUGUGACGACUGGUGCUUGGCGAUCCGAUGCGUCGAGGACAAAGAAGAGGAGCAUAUUAUCGAAGGUCGAUAAGCAAGGAACAAGGCUCUUGAGAGUGCGACAGGAGCCCGAGUCCGACAUAGCAGAUGCAGAAAAGGACUUCCUGCCGUUCUCGACCUCUGGGAGCAGAAGCCGCCGAGAGAUCCUUGGAGACGUCGGCGUAGAAGAUGACAGAUAUGGAUACCGUUCGAUCGAGGGAAAGGCCAAAGCAGAUCUCGACCUGCCCAGUGACGUUGAGGAGUUAUCUGACAUUGACUCGAGUGGGGACCAGGGUAUACGGAUGGACUUGGAUGAGGACGCGAAGCGGAUGAAUGCAGAACUUACUCGAGCUGUGGAGCAGAACCCUCACGAUGUCGGCGCUUGGUUAAAGCUCGUCGAGCAUCAAGAGACGCUUCUUCUUGGCGCCGGACGGGAGUCACGAGUCCUCAGCUCCGCAGAGCAGAGGAGUCUGGCGGACGUCAAGCUCUCCCUUUACGAAAAGGCCUUGAAGAAGGUCGGCCAGAAUCCAACAAUAGACCGGCUUCUGCUCGGCCGGCUAGAGGAGGGCGCAAAGCUAUGGGACACGAAGAAGCUAUCUGCACAAUGGCAGGCUGUGCUGAAGUCUCACUCACAUUUCAUCAGUCUCUGGGUCAAAUAUCUGGAUUUCCGUCAGACAGAGUUUCUGGAUUUCACAUACGAGCGAUGCCUGGGCACCUUCUUUGAGUGUAUGAAGCUCAACGCUUCAAGCUCAGACCGUCCGGAAAAGGCGCAGAUUCAAGUUUAUCUGUUUCUUCGUAUGUCACUGUUCAUGCGAGAAGCGGGUUUUUCCGAGCUCUCUGCGGGACUCUGGCAGGCCUUGCUUGAAUUCACCUUCUUCCAUCCAGGCCAUUCCGAUACAGCGCUGGCUGAUUUCGCAACGUUCUGGGAAUCUGAAAUUCCUCGCAUAGGAGAGGCCGGUGCAAAGGGCUGGAAAAGUAGAGAGAGGGCUUUUGUCGAACCGAAGCUCGACGUUAUGAAAAGCUACAUUGAGCCAAAAGACAUCUUUCUCUCGUGGUCGGAGAGCGAGAACGAACGAAUAUGCAAUGCUCGCUUGCCUGCCAGAAGCUUGGACGAACCAUCUGAUGAUCCAUUCAGGGUGAUCCUGUUCUCGGACUUGGAAGAAACACUGUCACUCUUCCGGUCCCUUGACGCAGCCGAUUGCUUGAUUGAUGCUCUUCUCUACUAUUGCCACCUGCCUCCCUUGAUAUCCCAACGAAAUACCAACACCACUCGAACUUGGGUGGGAGACAACUUUCUCCAAAACCAUCUAAUCGACACCCCUGACUACACAUUGAAAGAGUGGCUCCACAAAGCCGAAGAAGGCGACUUGGAACGUUCAGCAGUACUUCCUACAUGCUUCCCGCACCAAAAUUAUAUCCAUACCGUCCAAACCCUUUUCGCGUGCUCCGGAUCUUGGUUUUCCUCAUUACAACUAUGGCGGGAGACCAAUAUUGGGCGAGAAUCCGACAUUGACGCGGACUGGACUCGGAGAGUCCUGCGACUCCUAGUCGAGGCAAAUCCGUCGCGUGAUGACCUUGCAGAGUAUUCCCUCUCUGUGGAGUAUGCGUGCAACAGCAAGGAAGCCAAGAAAUAUGCCAAAGCACUUCUCAAGAAGAAGCCAUCUAGCCUCCGUCUCUACAACUGCUACGCUCUGAUAGAGUGCCGGUCAGGGAACCGCGCGGCUGCCGAGAACGUCUGGGCGACCAGUCUUUCCAUGAGCCAAAACUUCAAUGCCGCGGAUAAGGCGGACAGUGUUCUUCUCUGGCACGCCUGGAUCUGGCAUUGCCUUGGAACUCAAGAGCUGUCUCGUGCCUCGUAUCUUUUGCAGUCCAUGCCACAAAACAGCAUCGACGUCAAAUCGUUACCGGAGCCAUCAACGGGCAUUACUUUCAGUCCCGCAAAUUCGCUGCAGAUCCAGAGGUUUCUAGCAGACAGUCAAGAGCAGGCGCUGGGCCGUGGGAGCCCUGCCGUCUUCGUAGCCGCGACAGACUGCCUCGCCAUCUUCUCCUACCUCGCUCACUCAGGCGACCUAGACAAGUCCCUGGACGGGUAUACCAAGGGUCUGGCCCGCCUCACGCUUCAACCCGAGCCAUACGCCACCUUCACUACCGAACUCCUGCUGCAGGGCCGUGCCAGGCUCCUCUACCACCACAUUCGUACCAGCAGCAUCUACAAGCCAACGCUCAUCAGAACAGUACUGUCCGACAGCAUCGCCUCCUUCCCGCAUAACACCAUCUUCCUCUCCCUCUUCGCAUGGAACGAGUCCCGCUUCCGCAUCGAAGAACGCGUCCGCGACGUCGUCCGAAAGAUCACCCAUACAGCCAGGGUCUCCACUGCUUCUUCUUCUUCAUCAUCUUCGUCUUUUUCUUUUUCUUCCACCGAAGUCCCGAUCACCACCCACCUCUUCUCCAUCUAUACGGAGCUCCAUCGCCCCACCUACGCCGGUUCAACGCUGCAUUCCGUGCGUGCAGCGUUCGAAAAGGCCCUACACCCAGACUCCUCUUCUUCGUCCUCGUCCUCGCCCGUGUCAUCCGCUUCCAACCUCUCCCUCUGGAAACUAUACAUCCUCUUUGAAAUCUCGCGGGACGAUCUCCGCCGCGCAAAACAUAUCUUUUACCGCGCGAUGCGGGCCUGUCCGUGGUCCAAGGGACUGCUCUUCAUGGCAUUCUCCCAUCUGAGGGCCGCGGGCCAGGAUGGAAUGCACUUCGAGGAGUUGAGGCGCGUGUACCAGGUUCUCAUCGAUAAGGAAUUACGAGUCCAUGUCGAAAUCGACGAAUCCCUCCUAGACGCCGUUCAGGAGGAGCGGUUGCGUCAUCCAUCUUCUUCACGUGGUCAAGGGCAUGCACCGAUUCAUUUACCAGAAGAUGAAGGCGGGGGAGAAGAAGAUACGGAUACAAAUAAUUUGCAGUGA
Penicilliopsis zonata CBS 506.65 is the source of this 3465-nucleotide messenger RNA. RefSeq lists its product as hypothetical. The transcript has 2 exons. Gene Ontology annotation, cellular component: catalytic step 2 spliceosome. Gene Ontology annotation, molecular function: protein binding. The record is from RefSeq and is a predicted model, not a curated record. Gene Ontology annotation, biological process: RNA processing; negative regulation of RNA catabolic process; regulatory ncRNA-mediated post-transcriptional gene silencing. Bases 1 to 3465 code for a protein of 1154 amino acids. NCBI's taxonomy places the organism in Eukaryota, Fungi, Ascomycota, Eurotiomycetes, Eurotiales, Aspergillaceae.